This is a messenger RNA of Knipowitschia caucasica, 1278 nucleotides long. Lineage: Eukaryota; Metazoa; Chordata; Actinopteri; Gobiiformes; Gobiidae. The record is from the annotation of a GenBank genome assembly.
AUGCAUGGAAACAGGGGUCCGCCGCAAAACCAAGGCCACAUGCAGAGCGGAGGGAACAGCAAUGGCCAACAGCCCGACUCUGAGCAGAGGAGCGUCAACGACUCCCUCACCCUGGACCUGCAAAGCUUUAGGAGGCCGGGAGAGAAAACCUUCACCCAGCGAUGCAGGCUUUUUGUGGGAAAUAUUUCUCCGAACGUGACCGAGGAGGAGUUGGAGACCCUGUUUGCAAAGUACGGAAAAGCAAGUGAGAUUUUCGUCAACAAAGAUAGAGGCUUCGGUUUCGUCCGACUGGAGACGAGGAUUAUCGCGGAGAUCGCAAGAGCCGAGCUCGAUGAUACUAUUUUCAAGGGGAAAGCUAUACGUGUCAGGUUUGCUACCCAUGGUGCAUCGCUUUCAGUCAAGAAUCUGCCAGAGUUUGCCUCAAACGAGCUCCUAGAGGAGGCCUUUUCUGUUUUCGGUCAAAUAGAGAGGUCAGUGGUGAUCGUGGAUGACCGAGGGAGGCCAACCGGGAAAGGAAUCGUGGAAUUCACCUCAAAACCAGCUGCAAGGAAAGCCUUGGAUAAAUGUGCUGAUGGUGCCUAUCUGCUCACAUCUUUUCCACGACCAAUUACUGUAGAGCCAAUGGAGCAACUAGAUGAGGAUGAAGGUCUACCAGACAAGCUCGUCAACAAAAACCAACAGUAUCACAAGGAAAGGGAGCAGCCUCCACGGUUUGCACAGCCAGGAACCUUUGAGUAUGAGUAUGCCAUGCGCUGGAAAGCUCUGAUGGAGAUGGAGAAGCAGCAGUAUGAGAUGGUGGACCGCAACAUGAAAGAAGCUCAAGAAAAACUGGAGACUGAGAUGGAUGCUGCCCAACAUGAGCACCAGGUGAUGCUGAUGAGGCAAGAUCUGAUGAGGCGCCAGGAGGAGCUUCGGCGGAUGGAGGAGAUGCACAGUCAGGAGGUGCAGAAGAGGAAGCAGGCCGAGCUGCGGCAGGAGGAGGAGAGGCGUCGCCGCGAGGAGGAGCUCCGCAUGCGUAAUGAGGAGAUGAUGAAAAGGCAGCCGGAGGGUUUCAGAGGAAACUUCCCUGAGGGCAGAGACCCCGACAUGAGGAUGCACAUGGGAAUGCCCAUGAACAGAAACUCACUGGGGGGAAGCACUGGGCAGUCUGGAGGGGCUGAGAGCAGCCCGGCUAUGUCCGGAAACGGCAACAUUCCUGGGGCAGCUCAGGGGGGCUUCCCCAGAGGCCUCCCUGGACCAGGGGACUAUGCAGUUCCCUCCAAACAGCGCAGGUUCUGA